Messenger RNA from Cheilinus undulatus (humphead wrasse), 771 nucleotides. It is a transcript of the gene immp1l, whose product is annotated as inner mitochondrial membrane peptidase subunit 1. Gene Ontology annotation, molecular function: serine-type endopeptidase activity. The record is from RefSeq and is a predicted model, not a curated record. The transcript is spliced from 7 exons. Bases 195 to 713 code for a protein of 172 amino acids. NCBI's taxonomy places the organism in Eukaryota, Metazoa, Chordata, Actinopteri, Labriformes, Labridae. Gene Ontology annotation, cellular component: membrane; mitochondrial inner membrane peptidase complex.
UGUUCGACCAAUGAGAGCAGCGUUUGUUGCGGGGUCGUGUGUACGCGUGGGACUGUCAGAAAGGAAGCACUGAAUCUCAGCCAGAAGGUUGCAGCCUGAGUAAAAGUCAAUAACCUGAGUGUGUGGGAUGUUUGCUGAGAAGACACCGUCCUCCUGUGUGUUUGUGUGACCGAGUGUUUGCAGGGCAGGUGGAGAUGUUCCGCCGUGUGCUGGGGAAGGCGCUGGGCUUUGUGGGCUACACCAUCCAGUAUGGCUGCAUUGCACACUGUGCCUUUGAAUACAUUGGAGAAGUUGUUGUGUGUUCAGGUCCAUCCAUGGAGCCGACCAUUGUGAGCCAGGAUAUUGUCUUCUCGGAGCGAAUGAGCCGACAUCUCUGCAAAAUAGAAAAAGGUGAUAUAGUGAUUGCAAAGAGCCCAUUUGACCCAAAUAUGAACAUUUGUAAAAGGGUGAUUGGACUGGAAGGUGACAAGAUCUGCACAAGUGCCCCUUCAGAUCUUUUCAAGACCCACACAUAUGUUCCAAAAGGCCACGUGUGGCUAGAAGGGGAUAACCUCAGGAAUUCCACUGACUCAAGGAGCUAUGGCCCAAUUCCUUAUGCCCUCAUCCGAGGGCGGGUUUGCUUAAAGCUCUGGCCGCCACAUAGUUUUGGGACCCUGAGUGAAAGCCCGAGCAGACAGAUCAUUAAAGCUCAGAGUGACUCAGACUCAGAUUGAUUCACUCACUUUGUUUUUAUUGUGUCACCUUUUUUAAAUAAAGCUGAUUUUUAUUUAA